UCCGGGUUGUUACUGCUUACACAUGCGUAUCUUAAAGCAACGUCAGCUUUAGCAUAGAAGAGCCUUAUAUACAGUUCACUACGUGGCUUCUUUCGAAGUCGUAAAAGCUCUGAAGAAACUUAGGAACACAGCCGAAUAACUACGAGUCACCAUGGAUCAAGUAAUGCAGUUUGUGGAACCCAGCCGGCAGUUCGUGAAGGACUCCAUAAGGCUAGUAAAGAGGUGUACCAAACCAGAUAGAAAAGAAUUUCAGAAGAUUGCCAUGGCAACAGCAAUUGGUUUUGCAAUUAUGGGCUUCAUUGGAUUUUUUGUCAAACUCAUCCACAUCCCUAUCAAUAACAUCAUUGUGGGUGGUUGAAUAUCUGAGGAGCUUCACAGAAGAUCUGAAACGCAGAAUGGAUUCUUAGGGCGGG
Megalops cyprinoides (Indo-Pacific tarpon) is the source of this 413-nucleotide messenger RNA. RefSeq names its product SEC61 translocon subunit gamma (gene sec61g). Gene Ontology annotation, biological process: protein targeting; post-translational protein targeting to membrane, translocation. The transcript has 4 exons. The record is from RefSeq and is a predicted model, not a curated record. NCBI's taxonomy places the organism in Eukaryota, Metazoa, Chordata, Actinopteri, Elopiformes, Megalopidae. Gene Ontology annotation, cellular component: membrane; Ssh1 translocon complex. Bases 152 to 358 code for a protein of 68 amino acids. Gene Ontology annotation, molecular function: transmembrane protein transporter activity.